AUGCAAGACCAGACUAAUUUGGAGUCACUUGCGGACGCCGCCGCGACUAUACCAAACGCGAUGUACGUCGCCUCCAAAGGAGAUGCUACCCCUUCUCACAAACUCGAUAUGGGAGACCACAUUGUGAUGUGGCCAGAGCAAAAGGAUGAGCCUUACUCAGAUCCAUACUACAAACCCCAGGAGACUGAUGCAGAUGAAAAUGAUGAGGAAAAAAGCUUAAACCUCAAAGAGCGUAUCACUGACAAGUGGAACAAGGCAAAAUCCAGCAAGGUUUUUUGGGUCCUCCUGGGCUGUGGAAUCCUGGUGAUUGUGUCAGUCGUCAUUGCUGUAGUCCUGCCAUCUUUCAUCCAACCUGGAAGUAAGAAGGCGCAAGAUGCUCUGAAACAGGACAGUUUGUUCGGUUUGAAGCCGACGAAUUCCAGCGCCUGGGCGUCAACAAUUUUCUACAAGGAAACCACUUCGUUUCUUGUCAACACGAAGAAGUCUGCUACUCCAUGGAUGGCAACGUUCAUGGAAGAACAAAUCACUACUGAUUCUUACUCGCCUUCGUUCGCUUCUUCUUUGAGAGGGGAGUCAACUGAGCCAUCUACAAAAGCCAACGAUUCACCUGGAAUCAAACCAAUGACCACACCUCUAUCAACAACAGACAUCAAUGAGUGUAUCAGAAAACCAUGCCAACGUGGACGUUGUGUGAACAAAGAUGGCGGAUACAAAUGUACCUGCUCACCUGGAUGGACUGGUCAGAACUACAUCAAUGAGUGCACCAGAAACCCAUGCAAACAUGGAACCUGUGUGAACCAAGAUGGCGGAUACAAAUGUACCUGCCCACCUGGAUGGACUGGAAAGAACUGUCAGUUAGACAUCAAUGAAUGCAUCAGAAAACCAUGCCAACAUGGAAGCUGUUUCAACAAAGAUGGUGGAUACAAAUGUACCUGCUCACCUGGAUGGACUGGACAGAACUGUCAGCAAGACAUCAAUGAAUGCAUCAGAAAACCAUGCCAACACGGAAGCUGUUUCAACAAAGAUGGUGGAUACAAAUGUACCUGCUCACCUGGAUGGACUGGACAGAACUGUCAGCAAGACAUCGAUGAUUGCAACAGAAACCCAUGCAAACAUGGACGCUGUGUGAACAACAAAGGUGGAUACAAAUGUACCUGCUCACCUGGAUGGACUGGACAGAACUGUCAGGAAGACAUCAAUGAGUGCACCAGAAACCCAUGCCAACAUGGAACCUGUGUGAACCAAGAUGGCGGAUACAAAUGUACCUGCCCACCUGGAUGGACUGGACAGAACUGCCGGCAAGACAUCAAUGAGUGCACCAGAAACCCAUGCAAACAUGGAACCUGUGUGAACAAAGAUGGUGGAUACAAGUGUACCUGCUUACCUGGAUGGACUGGACAGAACUGCCAGCAAGACGUCGAUGAGUGUACCGACAAGCCAUGCCAACAUGGAACCUGUGUGAACCAAGAUGGCUGGUACGAAUGUACCUGCUCAACCGGUUGGUUUGGACAGAACUGUCAGCGAGGUGAGUUUGCUGAAGUCCUUAAGAUUUAA
Messenger RNA from Branchiostoma belcheri (Belcher's lancelet), 1554 nucleotides. Its product is annotated as fibropellin-1-like. Gene Ontology annotation, cellular component: protein-containing complex; plasma membrane. The transcript is spliced from 13 exons. Gene Ontology annotation, molecular function: calcium ion binding. The record is from RefSeq and is a predicted model, not a curated record. Bases 1 to 1554 code for a protein of 517 amino acids. Lineage: Eukaryota; Metazoa; Chordata; Leptocardii; Amphioxiformes; Branchiostomatidae. Gene Ontology annotation, biological process: heterophilic cell-cell adhesion; establishment or maintenance of epithelial cell apical/basal polarity.